GGCCCCUCGUCGUCCAUCCCAUGGAGCAGAGAAUUCUCUCCCGCUCUCUCUCCUCUUCCACUUUCUCGCUCUUUUCUUUCCCCACUCACUCCGCAAUAGAGGCUUCGACCUCUCUCUUUCUCUCUCUGACUGGCUUAUGGCCGCCCUUCACAAAAGAAACGGGGACACAUCCUAGGGCUUACUUCUCCUCGAUGAAGCCCUAGAAUCGCCCCCUCUCCUUGUAUAUCAGAAGUUUUCUCCUCGAUCUUUUCAUUUUUAUUACAUUUACCAGCGAUCCGAGGUAGUGGAUCGCGAGAUGGAGCUCGAGGUCGUCGUCAAGCGGGACAUCGAGCACGGAGGGGAGAAAUCGAGCCCCACGGGUCCUGCCCUCGUGCUCUCCAACUCCGGCAAGCGGAUGGACCAGGCCGGGACGCCGAAGAAGUACGUGAAGCAGGUCACCGGCAAGCACAACGACACCGAACUCCACCUGGCUGCCAAGACGGGGGACCUCGCUGCCGUGCACAGGGUUCUUCACGGGAUAGACGAGCAGAUGGUCUGUGCUGACGGCCUGGGUGCCGACGCGGAGAGGGCGGAGAUUCGGGCGGCCGUGGUGAACGAGGUGAACGAGCUCGGGGAGACGGCGCUGUACAUCGCGGCGGACAGAGGAAGCUUGGAUAUGGUGAAGGAGCUGCUGAGUCACUCGAGCAGGGAGAGCGUGGCGAGGAAGACGAACGCGGGAUACACUGCGCUGCAUAUCGCUGCGAAGAAGGGAUACCAAGACAUUGUGCAGGUACUCUUAGACCAGGAUCCUGAACUAAGCAAAACAGCUGACCCAAAACAUGAGACGCCUCUAAUAGCAGCUGCAACAAUGGGGCACGUGGAGGUUGUCAAUGUAUUACUCUCAAAAAAUUCUGCACUUCUAGAGAUCUCUAGAACAAAUGGUAAAAAUGCCUUGCAUCUAGCAGCACGCCGAGGCCAUAGAGAGGUUGUAAAAGCAUUGCUGGAGAAAGAUCCACAGCUAGCCAGAAGAACUGACAGAAAAGGACAAACAGCAUUGCACAUGGCUGUGAAAGGAACCGACUGUGAAGUAGUAAAGAUGCUUCUUGAUGCAGAUGCAGCUAUUGUAAUGUUACCUGAUAGGAAUGGCAAUACUGCUUUGCAUGUGGCAACACGGAAAAAGAGGGUAGAGAUAAUGCAUGAGCUGCUAGUUCUUCCGGACACCAAUGUAAAUGCUCUGAACAGAGCUCACAAGACAGCAUUUGACAUUGCAGAGGAUCUGCCGUCUUCAGAAGAAGCCACUGAAAUAAAGGAAUGUUUGCAACGAUUCAAUGCACUUAGAGCUAAUGAGCUCAAUCAGCCAAGAGAUGAGCUGCGCAAGACUGUUACUGAGAUAAAGAAAGAUGUCCGUACCCAGCUAGAACAGACUAGGAAAACCAAUAAAAAUGUAGAUCGUGUAGCCAAGGAAUUGAAAAAGAUGCACAGGGAAGGGAUAAAUAAUGCUACAAAUUCUGUUACUGUGGUUGCUGUUCUUUUUGCCACAGUUGCAUUUGCUGCCAUUUUUACUGUUCCGGGUGGAAAUCUCAAUGAUGGCCGAGCAACGGCGGGUGGUGCUGCUGCUUUCAAGAUUUUUUUCAUUUUCAAUGCAGUUGCUCUUUUCACAUCGCUGGCGGUGGUGGUGGUUCAAAUUACCUUAGUGCGAGGGGAAACGAAAUCAGAAAGGCGGGUGGUCGAAGUGAUUAACAAGUUGAUGUGGCUGGCUUCAGUCUGCACAUCUGUAGCAUUUAUUGCCUCCUGUUACAUUGUGGUAGGACGGCACUAUGAGUUUACUGCCGUCAUUGUAACUCUGAUUGGAGGGCUGAUAAUGGGGGGUAUCUUGUGCGGCAUGACAUGUUUUGUCUGUAAGUCCAAGCGGAGUCGAUCACUUAGGAAGAGGGAGAGACUGUUGUCAAGGAGGAGCAUCUCUCGCUCAUGGCCGCGCCAUUCCGACGUGUCUGCUUCAGAUGUAGAUGCAAUUUAUGCGAUAUGACCAGGUAUUAGCGGUUGUCGGGUGUCUUGAUAAAAUUAUCAAGAUGGUGUCCAUGGCCAGUUGCUUUGUCUGGUAAAUAAUUUGUAUUUGUAUGGAGCAUUGUUCAAGAUGAUUGGCAUUUGGCACAUGUAAUCAUCAACUAUAGCAUCUCCAUUUAAAGAGCCCGAAAUAACUGAUAUAAUUCUAUACAAGCAACUGUUUUCCAGGUCAA
This is a messenger RNA of Nymphaea colorata (pocket water lily), 2216 nucleotides long. RefSeq names its product ankyrin repeat-containing protein ITN1-like. The transcript has 3 exons. Lineage: Eukaryota; Viridiplantae; Streptophyta; Magnoliopsida; Nymphaeales; Nymphaeaceae. Gene Ontology annotation, molecular function: protein phosphatase regulator activity; protein phosphatase 1 binding. The coding region runs from base 296 to 2005 and encodes 569 amino acids. The record is from RefSeq and is a predicted model, not a curated record. Gene Ontology annotation, cellular component: plasma membrane.